UUUGGCUCGAGCACCCCCUCCCCCCCCGGGCGGCGCCGCCCGCCCUCGGCGGGGCGCUGCGCAGCAGGGGGAGGCGGCCAUGCUCGUGGCGCGGAUGAAGGGCGUGGUGCGCCACCGCCUCUUCGAGGUGUCGAUGGCAGCGGCCGUCGUCAUCAACGCAUUAGUGUUGGUGGUCGAGACCGACACUCGCCCAGAAGAGGACACCGUGUUGUGGUUGGCGUUGGAUUGGGUUUUCACCAUGAUUUUCAGCAUCGAACUGGGGAUGCGCGUGCUGGCGUCCCAGUGGAACUGGCACAGGUCGGCAUGGAAUGUAUUUGACGCGGUGCUCGUGGCUAUAAGCUGGAUUGAUGUGAUGGUCUUACCCCUGCUUCAGGGCAGUCUAGAGCUUCGCAUCCUUUCCGUCUUUCGCGUGGUCCGACUCUUCAGAAUGCUGCGUAUAUUACGGCUGUUGCGCAUCUUCCGUUUUGCGCAUCAGUUGGUGUUGUUGCUCCACGCCAUAUGGACAGCCAUGCGCACAAUGGUCUGGGCCGUUGCUCUUGUCGCGAUGGUGCUGUAUACCUUCGGCAUGCUCAUCACGAGGAUGGUGGGCAAGAGCUGCUGCGACGAGGACGACAUGUUUCAGGAGCCUCUCAUUCUUGAGUGGUAUGGCACCUUGCCGCGUACCAUGUUUACAUUGUUCCAGUUCAUGACGCUGGAGGGCUGGCCAGAGAUCGCGCGAACAACGAUGGCAUAUCCUUGGCUGACGUGUUUUUAUGUUUUCUUCAUACUGCUCACAAGCGUCUCGUUACUCAAUACCGUCGCCGGCGUUCUCACAGAGAGCAUACUGGAUACGUCGCGGAAGAAGCAUGAAGAGCGAGACGAAGCAGAGGACCGCAAACUCGAGGAGAGGCUGAACGAGUUGGCCAAGGAGUUCACAGAGGCGGACCGCGGCAGGCUGGACCAGUACGCCUUGAUAGAGGCCGCGGAGAGCCCUGGCCCUCUCCGAGACUUCCUGACCAAGGUGCAGUACAUGGACCACGCGGGGAACAUGGAGCCCGCGCUCGACCUCUUCAGGCUCCUGGCGGACGGCGACGACAUGGUCUCGCGGGAGGCGUUUGUGGACUCGGUGCGCAGCUCCCGCGGCCGGAUCCGGUCGAAGCACCUGCUGGCCCUGCGGCGUGAGAUCCGCAAGACGGACCCUGUGUUGCUGGAGGCCGACGCCCACCUGGGACGGGUGGAGGUGCAGAUCCUCGACCUGCAGGGCCUCGCCGCCCCCCCGCGCGGACCGCGCCCUGGCGAGCCUCGCGCAGCGCCGGCGCUCGCCGAGGCGCCCCGCGCGGCGCCGAGCGGCGCGGCG
Prorocentrum cordatum is the source of this 1336-nucleotide messenger RNA. The record is from the annotation of a GenBank genome assembly. NCBI's taxonomy places the organism in Eukaryota, Dinophyceae, Prorocentrales, Prorocentraceae.